Ooceraea biroi (clonal raider ant) is the source of this 1946-nucleotide messenger RNA. Its product is annotated as cell division control protein 6 homolog. Lineage: Eukaryota; Metazoa; Arthropoda; Insecta; Hymenoptera; Formicidae. The record is from RefSeq and is a predicted model, not a curated record. Gene Ontology annotation, biological process: cell division; DNA replication initiation; mitotic DNA replication checkpoint signaling. Gene Ontology annotation, cellular component: nucleus. Gene Ontology annotation, molecular function: ATP hydrolysis activity; DNA replication origin binding.
AUGGGAGAACAAGAUCACACUCCUACUCCACCUAAACAAAGAAGGAUUACUCUACAGUCACAAUCCUCCCUAACACCGUCCACUCUUUUGAGUAGAUUAGAUUUGUCUACUGAUAAGGAAGGGAAAUUAUUUCCCAAGCAGUUAUUCGAAUUCCAUUCUUCUGAGUCAGAAGACAACUUAGCUUCCGAGCUAUUAUGUGGCUCCAAUAAAUAUCAAGAUGCGCGCAAAGCAUUGCACAGUUCUAUAACGGAGGAUUUGCCUGGCAGGGAGGAAGAGUUAGCCAAGCUGCACGAGUUUCUUCAUAAUCAUCUGGAGAAGGAGACAUCGGCGUCUCUGUAUGUCUCAGGUCCACCGGGCACUGGGAAAACCGCCAGUCUAUUCAAGAUCAUGCAACAGCCGCAGCUGAGGUCCAAGCUCAGAGUUGUUUACAUCAACUGCACCACCAUAAAGUCGGCUGCCGCUAUCUACGCGAAGAUAAUCCAAGAGCUGUCCAUAACCAGCUCGACGAAGUCGGGGAGGAACAACAAGGCCAUUAUAGAGAAUUACCUAACGUCAAGACACAAAAUGCUGAUGCUGGUGUUGGACGAAAUAGACCAGUUGGAGAGCAGGAAGCAAUCCGUGCUGUACUCGAUAUUCGAGUGGCCGUCCAUAGCGAGCGCCAAGCUGAUCCUUGUCGGGAUCGCCAACUCGUUGGAUCUGACGGACAGGAUACUGCCCAGGUUGCAGGCGAGGUGCGAAUUCAAACCGACGCUGAUGCACUUCGCGUCCUAUACCAAGCAACAGAUAUCCAAUAUAAUAUUGGCGAGGCUGAAUCAGGCAAACGCGACCAAUGUGUUCACUCCAUCUGCCAUACAAUUGCUGGCGGGCAAGGUAGCUGCGAUCUCCGGAGACAUCAGAAGAGCUCUGGAUAUCAGCAGGAGAGUGGUGGAACUGGCUGAGUCGCAUCAAACGGCUCAAGUGCUUCGGCCAACAAACGAUAAUGAUACAAACACUGAAUCCCUACAGAAGGAGCCAGAGAUAGCGCAGAAGCCAGUCGAUUUGAAGGAAGUAGUUACAGUUCUAUCUGGAGUCUGAGGUACACAGAAUCUUGAUAAGGAACAGGAUACAUUUCCCCUUCAGCAAAAAUUACUACUUUGCUCUCUGUUACUUAUUCUGAACAAAGGGAGGAACAAAGACGUCACUGUUGGAAGAUUAUAUGAAGUGUACAAAAAGGUUUGCAAGAAACGCAACAUACACGCUGUCGACAUCUCCGAAUUCGUGAGCCUGUGCUCGCUGAUAGAAACGAGGGGCAUUCUGAGAGUCGUAGGCAAGAAAGAGGCUCGUUUAUCCAAAGUAAACCUACAGUGGGAUCUAGAGGUGGACGCGGUCUUGCAGGACAAAGAAAUGAUAGCUGAGAUUAUCAGUGAUACAAGUUGUUUGUAGAAUAACUAGAGGAAUUUAAUUUUAUUGAUCAUUUUGUUAUAUUUAAUUUAUUUUAUAGCUCUUAUUAUACUUUGUAUUUAAUAUAGAGCAAGCAUCUUGAUUGUUACCAAUCGAUUAUUACAACGGUACUACUCUAGCAUGGUUUUUCUAUAAUAUUUUUUUAAUAAUCAGGGAUUUUAAUGCUAACACGAGUGUUACUUCGGAUCCUACUUACAUUGUAUUACACAAGGCUGAUAUGACUGAUUUAUAUAUUAUAUGUGCCAUGUGGGCGUAAUUGAAUGGUACCGAAAUUGUAGUUUAUACAAAAUAUAUUUAACGUUCGUGUGAAACAUGAGAUGUAUCUUGUAAUGAUCAAAAAUAAAAUAUUUUAAUUAUAAAAAUUUUUAUGUGACGUGUGUGUGAAUAAAUUUGUCUAAUUUAUUAUUUAAUGAUAUUGUCGCGAAAAUUAGAAUAUGUGAUCUCGAAUUCAUUCAAAAUUGGUUAGACUCCCGACCGGCGCGCUACGAAUAGGAUAUACUUUUUUU